CCGCAAGGUCCCCGGCUCCCUAGACUGCCCCACAAGGAUGGAAGCGAACAAAGUUCCGGGGUAGCUGUUUCUCCAGAAAGUGGCGCCUGGUUAGUGUUGUCACUCUGCCGUGAAAGAACCGAAGGCUUGGUCAUGGGAAACAUAAAGCUGCAGCAUGGCGAUCAUCCUUCACAAAUUCAGCAUUGUCAGAUUUGCUAUUUACCACAACGGCUUGGGUCUUCACUAUGGCAGGGACAGACAUCGAGAAGCACCAGGACGUUCAGGAAGAGGUGGCCUCUAACAACCUCAAGAACAUCGACACUGUCCACCAGGAUGAGGCAAUGCGCGUGCUCGCGGCCUAUCAAGGCCCUGAAGAGUGGACUGAGAAAGAGGAGAAGGCCGUGAGACGGAAAGUCGAUCUUCGUCUCAUGCCCGUACUCUGCGUUACGUAUGGGCUCCAGUACUAUGACAAAGCAAUGCUUUCGCAGGCUGCUUUGUUCGGAUUACGCGACGAUCUGCAUCUUCGAACGGGUAACCGAUACUCUAUGUCUGCAGCGAUCUUUUAUCUUGGAUUCAUUGUUGGAGCCUACCCUGCCAUGUACCUUGCUCAACGGUUUCCCAUCGAGCGAGUUGCCUCCGGAAUUGUCACCAUAUGGGGCAUCUGCUUGAUCUUGACAGUUGUCUGUCGUGACUACAAGGACCUGUACGCACAACGAUUCUUUCUCGGUCUCCUGGAGAGUGGCAUCAGCCCUAUGUUCAUGGUCAUCGUUGGAUCCUUUUACAAGAAGAACGAGCAAGCGUUUAGAAUGGGGAUUUGGUAUUCCUGCACUGGUUAUGUGUCCAUAUUCUCUCCUGUCCUGAACUAUGGUUUCGGACGUGCCAAAAGUUCUUUGCCCAACUGGAAGCUGAUGUACCUCUUUGCGGGCGCUCUGACUAUCGUCUGGGGUAUCGCGCUGUGGUGGGUCCUUCCUCCGGAUCCAGUGCGAGCCAAGGGUUUCAAUGACAGGCAACGAUACAUUUCAGUUGCUCGACUACGCACUAACAACUCCGGUGUCCGCAACACGCAUUUCAAAGGUUCACAGGUUUUGGAGCUUCUUAUGGAUGAGAAGUUUUGGCUAAUGUUCUCGAUCGCCUUCCUGUGCAUGAUCGCCAAUGGCCCAAUCUCAACCUUCAUCCCAAUUAUUAUUAACUCUUUCGGUUAUUCUACCCUUAAUUCUCUCCUUCUGGUAAUGCCCGCUGGUGCUUUCGCGGGUACUCUGCAGCUCGUUGUUCCUUGGCUCUGUUAUAAAUACACUGGCCUGCGCUCAUGGGCCAUCUUUGGAUGUCAGAUGGUGACCACGCUCGCUGCACUACUCCUCUGGCUAAUGCCUCGAAGCCAAACUGGCGUUCUGCUCUUCGCAUGUUACAUCCUACCCGCUGUCGGGGGCGGUUACGCCGUGCUAAUGGGUCUUGCACUGGCCAACACCGCGGGAUACACCAAGAGGACUGUCGCUUCAUCGGGUAUUUACAUAGGAUAUUGUCUGGGUAAUUUCGUCGGUCCUCUUGUUUUCAAGCCGCAGGAUGCGCCACGAUACGAGCCAGGAUUCAUUGUUACGUUUGUGACUGCGGUUGUGGCUGGCCUACUUGCUUUGGUUUACCGCUAUUGGUGUGCUGCGGUCAACAAGAAGCGCGAUGAGACAGGCACGCUUGAAGGAUUUGAGCAUGCCUACGAGGAUGAUCUGACGGAUCGCAAAAACCCGCAGUUCAGGUACAUUCUCUAGACGCGAAGAAAUAUCCUCAUACGUAGGCAGCUCAUUUAACCUUGGACUGGUUGAAAAUGUCAAAAUUUCCUGUUUCACUGGCCUACGGUGUCAUCCUCUUGAGAAAAUUCGUUUUGCAUAUUCGUUUCACGUCCAAGGAUG
Molecule: messenger RNA, 1880 nt
Organism: Boeremia exigua
Lineage: Eukaryota; Fungi; Ascomycota; Dothideomycetes; Pleosporales; Didymellaceae
Product: major facilitator superfamily domain-containing protein
Exons: 4
Coding region: 225-1739 (504 amino acids)
Biological process (GO): transmembrane transport
Cellular component (GO): membrane
Molecular function (GO): transmembrane transporter activity
Source: RefSeq, a predicted model, not a curated record